CAAGUCACAUUAAUGAUAAUACUACCUUAAAAAAUAAUUUAGAUGAUGAUAAAAAAUUCUAUUCACAUAUUAAGCUUCAUAUUGACAAUAUUGUAACUAUAAAGGAAGAAAACGAUGAGUUCUAUGCUAUUGUUAAAGCAAUAA
This is a messenger RNA of Dentiscutata erythropus, 144 nucleotides long. NCBI's taxonomy places the organism in Eukaryota, Fungi, Glomeromycota, Glomeromycetes, Diversisporales, Gigasporaceae. The record is from the annotation of a GenBank genome assembly.